AUGGCGACUGCGAUGGCAUCGUCACAGUCGCCGCCUCAGUUUGAUGCCUCCGCUCCUCCACCGAUCUCAGCGCGGGCCUCUCUACCUCCCUCUACUACCACCAAGCGGUCGAGCCUCCAAAGGCCUUCGUCGUACGCAAAGAACCGACUAUCUGUUCACUCUAACAAGUCGAAUUCGCAAACCCGUUCCCGCCCUACCUCCACCACCUCCAAUACCUUUUCUGCUUAUCAGUCGAGUCUACCUUAUGCUUUGGUUCGGGACUUUGCAUAUCCUCCGAGCCACCCACUCCAUUACGGCGCACCUCCCAAGGAUUCGGGCAUUUCCACGCCAGUCAACGAAUCUCGGAGGAUUUCUGAUGCGCCUCUAUCUUCGCUUGACGCCACCCGCUCUCACUGGCCAGCCCCAAACUGGGAUCCAGGCACCAUGUAUAGCCAGCAGCAGCUACCUCCGAUAGCAUUUGGCGAUGGACCCCCGUAUAGUGAAGAUGAGGAUUUACAUAGCCCAGUUGUGACAGCCUCACGGCAUCGAAAGAAUAAAUCCGGCCACUCUAGUGAGAGUAGGCCUGGUUCGCGGAGACGCAAAGGAUCUGGUUUUGGUGACCCCGACAACUCUACCGAUGCUGAAAAAGGCGUGUUGAUUGGUGUCAAUGGCGAUGGGAGCGAGACAUAUUAUGUGAGAGAUGAGGAUGCGGAUGAAGAUGGGCCUGGCGGAGAAUACGUGACCUACCCAGCAGGGGAUGGUAGACGCUCUUAUCACCCUGGUUUUGGUGACCAAGGCGCAAUUGGGGGCUCCGGACCUGGUAAUUCACUUCACAAUGGAUCCUAUGAUCGAGAUUUUGAACUAGCUUCUGAUGAUGACAUAUCAGAUGAUGAUGGAUGGCAGGACCCCUCAAGAUACUCGCGGGACUAUCAGUUUACAAUCGUUUCGCCAGAUGAAGAGAUGCACGGUAAAGCCGUGGCACUCUUCGAUUUCACUCGCGAGCACGAAAACGAACUUCCUUUGAAAGAGGGCCAGGUAAUUUUAGUUUCCUAUCGUCAUGGCCAGGGAUGGCUUGUUGCAGAAGAUCCAAGGACCGGGGAGAGCGGACUGGUUCCAGAGGAAUUUGUGCGUCUUGUUAGGGAUAUCGAGGGUGGACUAAAUUCCCUGAAUGGUGACUUAAACAUGAUCGACUCGAAUACUACCGGAAGCGAAUCAGAACAGACGCCAGUCGCCACCGUUCUGCCAACCUCACAAUUGAACGACGCUCAUAUCGGCGGCACAGCUGACGGGGAUACACAGGCCCAUGCCCCUGUGGAGAUCGAUGCAACCGAUGACAAAACUAGAGAAAAACAUCCUCCAGUAGUAUCCACCUUUUCAACCAGCAGCAAGGACUUAAACCCCUACCUGUCACACCUACUCAGCGGCCAUCAACACAGCAGAUCGAUGCCUCCCUCUGUUGAACACUCUGAAGCUCAGCUAGCUCGUUCCAGCUCCGGGGCAGCAAAACGGACAAAAAGUGUCUCUAAACGAGCCUCUCAAUCCACAUAA
Microsporum canis CBS 113480 is the source of this 1527-nucleotide messenger RNA. Its product is annotated as SH3 domain-containing protein. Gene Ontology annotation, molecular function: protein binding. The transcript has a single exon. The record is from RefSeq and is a predicted model, not a curated record. Bases 1 to 1527 code for a protein of 508 amino acids. Lineage: Eukaryota; Fungi; Ascomycota; Eurotiomycetes; Onygenales; Arthrodermataceae.